AGUUUUGAAACCUCUGGGAUUCACAUGGUAUGGUCACUCUAGCCUGUAGUCAUAGACGAGUCUAUUGGACUCAUUCUGUAUAGACAUAGGGUUGUGACACUCAACUCUACCUACAGAUGGUGGUAGAGGUGGGUUGACCAAGAGUCUUAUUGUGAGUCUCAUAUUGAGCAACUAAGCUGGAGUGUAGCAGAUUUAGGUAUCUGUCAAAAAAAUCUUUUUUCUCAGUGACCUCUUUAUUUUUUAUGAAGCGCUAUGAAGACAUCUCUCCUUUUCGCUGUAUAAUACAGUGCAGUGAGGUACUAAACACUGUAGCGCACAUUAGGCCCUGCAAAGUGUCCGACCUAGAUAGCUCUCUGGGCACAGUGAAGUCUCCGCUCUCAAACACCAUGAUAUCCAGACAGACAACGCAGGUUGGAUGGUUAUUAAUACGUCGAAUUUCUUGAUGGCACAACGAUGACAGACGUCGAAGACAUGAAAGUUGACCCCACAAGAGCUGCUGCGCUCGCCUCGCAGAUCAAGGGCGUCAGCGAGCGUAUUGCUGCGGUUGGCAAGGGCCGUAAUGUCCGCCUGGUCGCUGUUUCAAAGUUGAAGCCCGCAAACGACAUCUUAGCUCUCGUCCAGCCGCAGGAAUCGGGCCUUGAGCCCCAGCUGCACUUUGGCGAGAACUAUGCACAGGAGCUGGCUCAAAAGGCCGAGUUGCUUCCGAGGAACAUUCAUUGGCAUUUCAUUGGCGGCCUUCAGUCUGGCCACUGCAAGAAUCUCGCCAAGAUUCCUAACCUCUGGUGCGUUUCAAGCGUAGACACAUUGAAAAAGGCGCAGCUACUCGACCGGUACCGCGGAGAAUUCAUAACUGCAUUCUCUUCUUCAUCCACCGAGUCCCCUGCACCCCAAAAGCUCAACAUCCACGUCCAAGUCAACACCUCAGGAGAAGAUUCCAAGUCCGGGUGUGCUCCCGGUGCUGAGACCGUAGAAUUAUGCCGCGCUGUCGAGGCCGCGCCCAACUUGCAUCUCCUCGGUCUAAUGACGAUCGGCGCCAUCGCGCGCUCCGUGGCUACGACGCCGGAGAACGAGAACGAGGAUUUCGUCGUGCUGAGGGAGCAGAGGGAUCUAGUGUUCAGAGAGCUUGGGCUGGGACAUGACAGGAAGUUGGAGCUUAGUAUGGGCAUGAGCGAGGAUUUCGAGGGCGCUAUUACUAUGGGUAGCGAUGAGGUGAGGGUUGGUAGCACGAUCUUUGGCACGCGGCCUAGUAAGGCCGAAGCCAAAAUUAAGGAGUAG
Xylaria bambusicola is the source of this 1275-nucleotide messenger RNA. RefSeq lists its product as uncharacterized. The transcript has 3 exons. Gene Ontology annotation, molecular function: pyridoxal phosphate binding. The record is from RefSeq and is a predicted model, not a curated record. NCBI's taxonomy places the organism in Eukaryota, Fungi, Ascomycota, Sordariomycetes, Xylariales, Xylariaceae. Gene Ontology annotation, cellular component: intracellular anatomical structure. Bases 454 to 1275 code for a protein of 273 amino acids.